CCCCGGAAGCGCCCGGACGGGGCGGAGCGGGCGGGGAGCGCGGCAUGGCGGGGCCGGCCGGGCUCUUCGCCGUGUACAAGCCGGCGGGGGUGGCCUGGUGCCGCGUCCGAGAGGCGGUGGAGACGCGGCUGCUGCGCGAGCUGAACGCGGCGCCGAGACGCGCCCCGCGGCAGCAGAUCCGCUUCCUACCGACACCGGCACCGGCAUCGGCACCGGCACCGAGCGGUGGCGGGGCCCUGGAGCUGGUGCCUACCAGGGUGCCAGUGCUGGCCGACCACCCCCUCGUCCAAGGCCCGCGGUUCAGGAGGCUGAAGAUCGGAGCGGGUCACCGGCUGGACGUGAAGGCUUCAGGAGUCUUCGUGCUUGGCAUUGGCCAUGGGAACAAGCUGCUCACUGACCUGUACAACUGCCACCUGACCAAGGUUUACACUGUUGGUGGGCUGUUUGGUAAAGCCACUGAUGAUUUCUCAGACACAGGGAAGCUAAUAGAGAAGACAACAUUUGAUCAUAUCACAAGGGAGAAGCUGGAACGGAUUCUCGCUGUCAUUCAAGGGACAAAUCACAAGGCCCUGCUGAUGUAUUCUAACAUUGAUAUGAAAACACAAGAGGCUUACGAGCUGGCUGUCAAAGGGUUGAUUCGUCCCAUGGAUAAAAGCCCCCCGAUAAUCACAGCGAUCCGAUGCCUCCAGUUUGCACUUCCAGAAUUCCAGCUAGAAAUCCACUGCUUGCAUGAGACCCAGCAGUACCUCCGGAAGGUGGUUCACGAGAUCGGCCUGGAGCUGAAAUCCUCGGCCGUGUGCACACAAGUGCGGAGAACGCGCGACGGGGUUUUCACGCUGGACGAUGCCCUGCCCAGAACCCAGUGGGACCUGCGGAGUAUCCAGGCUGCCAUUCGGAACUGUCGGCUCAAAGUGGAAACAGAGAUAGAGAAAACACUGGGACAUGGGGAUAACAGUCCUGUUCAUCAGCUGGAUGUGCAGACGGCCCACGGUGCAGACAGCUGAGAGUGCUGAGGGGGGACAUCCAUGAGCAAUCCCUGCAGCAAUCCCUGAUGGACAGCAGAAGGAAAGAGGUUAAUUGCAGUUCACUUCCACCCUUUCCUUGAGAUGACUUUAAUCAGAGGCUUUCUUUUUUUUCCCAGUGACAGGCUGUAUCAGUUUUUUGAAAGCAUCACAAACAGUUCAUUAACGGGAGGUAGCUGUGCCAAAAUUCCUGUUGACUUUGAGAACAUUAGGUUGCUAAGGGAUAUAAAAGCCCAUUCCCAAAUUGUUUAGCAGCAGGAAAUAGCGUCUCAGAGAGCUGUAUUCCCUUGACUGCACAGAUUUGUUCCUUGCAACUGGCAGCAUAACUUAUCUACUAUAUGGAUUUUAUUUUCCCUCUGUUGCCUUAGAGUGUUUUCUUUCCAUUAGCCCUGCUUUCAGACACAAGACUCAAGAUCAGGCUAAAUGAGGGAUGUGCAGGAGAAAACAGCUUACCCAAAGCAAUGCAAGGAAAUGGUUAUAUCCAGAAUAGGUGUGUGUGAUGAGAAAUGGCUUGUAAUGGGGACUGAUGCACAGGAGACACAAGAAAUAAAACUGCAAGUGACCUAAA
Molecule: messenger RNA, 1590 nt
Organism: Pseudopipra pipra
Lineage: Eukaryota; Metazoa; Chordata; Aves; Passeriformes; Pipridae
Gene: TRUB2
Product: TruB pseudouridine synthase family member 2
Exons: 8
Coding region: 45-1004 (319 amino acids)
Biological process (GO): RNA processing; pseudouridine synthesis
Molecular function (GO): pseudouridine synthase activity; RNA binding
Source: RefSeq, a predicted model, not a curated record